AUGGAGUGCAGUGCUUUCCCCGCACUGACUUUGAUAGUUCUCCUCCUCAGCUGGACUUGCUAUGCUGUGGAGGAUACAGAGACGCUAUCCUGCCCAGAAAACCAGCAGGGUUUUAAUGGUUCCUGUUACGAGUUUGUGGCUCUGGAGCGAUCCUUCCUUGAUGCCCAGGAAUGGUGUGAGCGAGAUGGAGGACACCUAGUCUUCAUCCUGAACGAUGAAGCCCAGCAGUUCCUUCAGAAGAACCUGGAGCCAGAGAAGGACUGGUGGCUUGGGAUAGCACCUGCAGCUCUAAACCUCACGCUUGACUCUGAGGGUUCCCUUGCAUGGCUGGAUGGCACAGAUAUCGACUACAGUAACUGGGUGAACACUCCAGAUUCACAAGCAGCCUGUGGACACAUCCUGAGACAUUCAGGCUUUCAGUGGGAAGCCACAGCAAACUGUGGCCAGGAACUCAACUUCAUCUGCCAGUUCGAUUCUGGAAGAUCUGUCGCAUGUGAUGGCCAAAAUAUUACAUUGCAAUGUGGCCCUGAUCAGGUUAUACACAUUAAAGACAGCUUCUAUGGUCGAAAAACAAUUCAUUACUGCCGAUCCAAACUUACAGAUGAGCCCACACCUUCCCCGGAGAAGUGCAGCUGGGUAGAUGUGACAGAUUCUGUAAGAGCCCUCUGCCACGGACUGCAGACUUGCCUGCCUCCAGUGAAUAUGAGUUCUUUCGGUGAACCUUGUCCUGCACUGGGAAGUUACCUGUCUGUAGAGUACCACUGCGAACUUGGAUUCCAGCUAUUGAUGAGUACAGUGGAUGCUGUUUAUGGUAAUAUCACCAUCUCUGUGAAGUGGCUUCUUCACCCAUUUCAGGGGAACUUAUCAUGCACACUGAAUAUGGGAGAUGGUCAUAUUGUUGAUCCAUUCAGCCAUACAGAAGAGAUGGAGAGCACUGUGACGCAUACAUUUAGCCAUCCUGGUGUUUUUAUGGUCGUGGCGGAGUGUAAUACCAGUGACCGACAUGCUACAGCUCAGAAAGCCAUUACCAUUCAGGAGCCUGUCGGAGAGAUUACUGUGAUCAAGUGCUAUAGCAGCAAUGUGUCAACAGAUGGCACUAAAUGCAAUGCACUUUAUGUCAGCCCUGUUCAAAUUCAAGUUAUGGUAGAGGCAGGUACAGAUAUUUCCUACACAAUUCAGAAGGAAGACAGUUUUGUUGCAAACUCAUCAGUGGAAAGAGGGAUCACACCCCACAACAUUACACUGAGUGCAAGUGUGGUGGAGAACCUUGGUCACGGCUGCCACAACCUGACUCUAACUGCAUCUAACAAGGUCACAGCCCACACAGUGUCCACUGACCUGGAGCUGUGUCUGCUUGAGCCCGUUGAGGGCCUGCAGGCCUCACUUAUAUCGGAGGAGGGCAAGUGUCCAGACUCCAAUGAUCUCGUCAUUGGUGUUUCAUUAGAGCGAGGGGCUCCUGAGUACGUUCUCUUCAAUCUCACAGGAACCAAGGACACUUUCUUUGAGACCAGAGACAUGCUCAAUAGUAGUUUACAUGCUUAUACAUUCUCCAGUCCAUUGGAAGGAUUGUUAAAAGUGAGAGUACGAGCCAUGAAUGCCUUUUCUGCCUCUGAUGUGGAUGUGGACUUAGAGAGCGUACUCAAGGCUUGCCAGAAUUACUCUGACUUUUCACCAAACAAACAUGAAAAUAUGACAGAUCACAUCAGUGUUGACAACUCUACUGGCUUGAAAAUAAUAGCUACGCCAGACACUUUGGUUGACUACAAUCAGAGUGUCACACUGAAGGUAAAUGGAACUGAGUCAUUACCCAGCAAAGGACUUGCGUUUGAAUGGACAUGCAAAGGAAACUGCAAGUGCAGAAAUGAAACAAAGGAUGAAACCCAUGUUGUUGAAAAAGACUGCCUCCCAGAUCUCUUUGAAAUGUUCAAAUACACUUUAACUGUGCAGAAAACAACCUGGUUUAGAAAAUGGGUUGACCUUGCUUCAGUUUCAAAAUGUAUCACUGUUGUUCCAAAUGAAUUCACAGAUGUCACCAUCAGUUGUGAUAACUGUUCUUCGAUCAAUGUGAACGACCACAUAAAGCUAAGACUGAGCUGUGUGACAGCUUGCCCAGAUGUAGUUUGGUAUAUUGAAGACCCCAGACCUUUGACAGGCAACCUUGAAGAAUGUUACUCCGAUGCAGGAAAGAGGCCACUUAUUGAGAAGCAGGAUGGCAACACUGAAUAUGUUGUACACAGCCAACACCUAAAAGUUUCAAGGGACACAUUGCACAACAUAAACGUGAUUGCUUAUGGCAAGAAAGAGCCAGGAUUUGCCAGAUACACACUUCCACUGCCAAUCCCCCACACACCCUCAUGUAGCAUCUCUCCACCAUCAGGAACAGUUCUUGAUGCAUUCGACAUUACCUGCACACCAAGCUCUUUCUGCUCAGCAGGCUGUUUUUAUUGCUUCCAAACCAACACAGGCAUACAUCUGCGCUGCAGUAAUACAAAUGAAGUAAAAUCUGUCUUCCUGCCUCUCGGUGAUAAGAACAACGAUUACAGUUUAUCUGUUGUGGUGACUGUGAAAAAUGAAUAUGAGAAAGCCAACUCAACUGUCACAACUCAGGUACGGAAAAGCAACUCCAGUACCUCCGUGGAGGCUCUCAACUCUGCAGUGGAAGACACUGUCACUCAGUUAGAGCAGCAAGGUCUGCUUUCUGGUGAGACGCUCGGACAAAUAUUUACUUCAGUUUCUGAAAUGCUGAAUACAGAAACUGAUGAAGAUGAGAAAGAUGCCAGGACUAAGCUCAGAGAGCAAAUGCUGACAAAAAUGACCACAGUGCUGCUGGAUUCCCCCACUAACUCAACUCAGGAAGUGCAAGCGACAGCCAGAGCUGUUGCUGGACUGACCCAGCGCUCAGACGAGCUCAGUGUUGCUGCUCAAGAAGAAGCGAGUUCAUUGUUGGUAGACCUCAGCUCCUCCCUCAACACUAUUAGUAUUAACCACGAUGAUGAGGAUGAUGCAGAAGUUGUGGUAGCAGCUACCCCAAUAGUUGAAGCAGCCAGUAAUAUUUUGAAUGUCUCAUCAAAUAAAAAAGUCUCAGAUUUUCUUUUGACUGGGAUAAACAAUGUUCAGAGUGCUUUGCUGAAUAAUAAAAAGCUGAAUGGAGACCCUGCCAUCAUUGAUUCUGGCCAGAUCAGUGUAUAUGUCAACAGAGUCUCUCCAGAAACUAUGCAGAUGCUGGACAUAAAUGCACAGAAGGAAAGCUCAUCUAGAUUCUCGUUCCCUAGACUCCCCGAGGAUGUUGUUUCUCCAGAGGAACAUGUGGAUGUGAGAAUGAUGAGUUUUGAGAAGAACCCAUAUUCUUGGAAGGAGGAAAACAUUACAGGAACUGUAGGAUCCGUCUCUCUCACCCGAGUGAAUGGCACUGUCAUUCCUGUUCACAACUUACCUGAGGAGAUAGAGAUUCUCCUACCAAGGCUUGACAUUGGCCAAGGGAACAGCACAGUCUUUGACCUUGCCAAUUACAGCACAGUAAUAAUUGACGUUCCCUCACCGGAUGUAACACUGGUGCUGAAAAUGGUGCCAUCUGAAAACAUUUCUUUCAUACUAUUCCUGGGAAGUAAAGAUUACCCAAGUGAUGAGAAUUACGUGGCAAAGACUCUGGUCCCUCUGGAGAAUUCCAAAGAAGAGGAAAAAUAUACCUGGGUGCUGAGUCCCAGAGACAGAACAGGGGAUGCUGGAGUACACUAUCUUGUUAUAAAGCCUAUUGUAGAGCCAGGCAUCAAAUCCAUCAAUGCCAGUGUCACUGUCACUACCAUUGCUGCCCAGUGCAAAUACUGGAAUGGAACAGAGUCUUCUUGGAGUGAAGAUGGCUGCAGGGUUGGUCCACUCACCACAUCUUUGGUCACUCAGUGCUUCUGCAACCAUUUAACCUUAUUUGGCAGCUCUUUCUUUGUCAUGCCAAACCUGGUGGAUGUGUCACGCACUGCUGAACUUUUUGCCACAUUCACUAACAAUCCUGUGGUGGUGUGUUUUGUGGGAGCCAUCUUUGUGGCAUAUCUCCUAGUGGUUAUAUGGGCACACAGAAAAGACAUCCAGGACUCAGCCAAGGUUAAGAUAACAGUGCUUGAGGAUAAUGACCCCUUGGCUGAGUACCGUUAUAUGCUGCAUAUCAGCACCGGGCAUCGGCAUGGAGCCUCCACCUCCGCUCAGGUGACAAUAAUGGUGCUGGGUACAGAGGGAGAAAGUGAGCCCCACCACCUGACAGACCCUGAGAAGCCUGUGUUUGAGAGGGGUGGGGUGGACAUGUUUCUGCUGACCACACACUUUUCUCUUGGAGAUUUGCAGAGCAUAAGAUUGUGGCAUGACAACUCAGGAGAUCACCCUGCAUGGUAUGUCAACAAAGUGAUGAUGCAGGAUCUGGAGACUGGUCAGAAAUGGCAUUUUCUGUGUAAUUCCUGGCUGGCUGUAGAUGUGGGAGAGUGCAGUCUUGACAAGGUUUUCCCAGUAGCCACAGAAAUGGAUUUGAAGAGGUUUAGUAACCUGUUCUUCAUGAAGACAGCCAAGGAUUUCCGUGAUGGCCAUAUCUGGUUCUCAGUUAUUAGUCGGCCUCCUUGUAGCACCUUCACACGUGUCCAGCGAGUGUCUUGCUGUUUUUCUCUUCUGCUGUGCACCAUGCUGACCAGCAUCAUGUUUUGGGGCAUCCCUACAGACCCCUCUGAGCAGACCAUGGACCUCGGUCACAUUGAAUUCACCUGGCAACAGGUUAUGAUCGGAGUUCAAAGUUCAAUCAUCAUGUUUCCCAUCAAUCUCCUUAUCGUGAGUAUCUUUAGAAAUACUCGUCCUCGAGAGAAAACUGCCAAAACAGAUGCGUCUAAACAGGGGAAGACUGGUCGAGUUGCUCCCUCACAGACUUCUUCCCCGCAGAAGGAGGUGAAGGACAUCACACCAGACACUGUGAUCAAGGACAUAAAGAGAAUUGCUCAGUCACUCUCAAAGACUAUGAAAAGUCCACUCCCACAUCUGGAGCUCCAUCCUGGUCAACAGACAGACAUCAACACACUGCUGUCUCUGGUGGAGGACAUCAUCAGACAGCAGAACCGAGCAGCUGGAGACUUCUACACAGAUGCCUUCAAAAGGGAUCGCUCUAUUACCCUCAGCUUAGGUUCAGUCAAUCUACAAGAAGACUGUGUGUGGGGCAGCCCUGAGAAGACUGCAAAUGAAGUUCACAAGAAGAGCAACAACAGCCGGUACCUGUACAGGCAACUGCGUCACGUCGAGAAAGAGCUGGAUCUGUUGGGACCUUGUCGUUUUCCAAACUCAGACAGCUACAACAGAGCUAUGCAACAAGUUCAAGGAAUGAAGGGUCUUCUGGAGUACCACCUGCCUUCGUCCAUCCUGGAUGGAGACCAUUUCAACCGCAGCCCCAGUCCAGAGGGAAGCAUCAAUGUGGAUGCUAACAAGAAGUGUUGUCAAGGAGGGUUGCCAUGGUGGUUUACGUUUGUUGGCUGGAUACUGGUGAUUGCAACCAGCGGUGUGUCAGGAUACUUCACCAUGAUGUAUGGGCUGACUUACGGGAAAGGCCGCUCUAUAAGUUGGCUUAUCUCCAUGGGGGUCUCCUUCUUUGAGAGCCUCUUUAUAACACAGCCCCUGAAGGUUCUCGGUUUUGCUGCAUUCUUUGCUCUUGUUCUGAAGAAAGUUGACCAGGAGGAGUUUGGAGAGCCUCAGAUAGACGAGAAUUUCAGACACCCAGAUGAUCCUGAUGCAGUGCGGGCAGCAAGAAGAGACAGCACAUGCAGUUUCUAUCAGCCGCCAGCUCCCGUUGACAUUGAGAAGAUGAGAAACAACAUGAUUAAAGAGCAGAAAGUCUUUGCCCUCAUAAGGGAGAUUCUUGUCUACAUUGGAUUUAUGUGGAUGUUGCUCCUGGUGGCAUAUGGUCAGAGGGACCCCAAUGCUUACUUUCUGACCCAACACAUUCGACAGAGCUUCAGCAAAGGGAUCUCAGAAAGUAUGAGUAUACAGGAUGUGUUUAACUGGUCAAACACAACUCUGCUGAACAACCUGUUUGGAGAACAUCCAGGAUUUAUUACAGAUGGAAACUCAAAGCUGGUAGCUAACGCACGUCUCCGCCAAGUGAGGGUAAAGGAAAACUCCUGCCAUGUUGCCCGCUCGAUGCGGCAGUCUGUGCAAGACUGUCAUAGUUCAUACUCGUGGGAGAUGGAGGACAUGGGCUGGUACGGUCCAGGCUGGAGCCACUCGGUGGGAGGUGAGGUGAACACCUCACUGAACCCUCACAGCCCAUGGAUGUACCAGUCCCAGAGUAAACUGAGGACCUACCCUGUCUGGGGCAGUGUGAUGCUCUACAGAGGAGGAGGAUUUAUGGUGGACCUGGGGCCAAAUUUAGAAAAAUCCAGAAGUUCCCUCCAGUACUUGUAUGAGAACACCUGGUUUGAUGUAUACACACAAGCAAUCUUUGUUGAGUUCACUGUGUACAAUGCCAACGUCAACCUCUUCUGCAUUGUCACACUCAUGCUGGAGACCGCAGCCACAGGGGCCUUCCAGUUCCACAGUGAGCUUCAGAGUGUACGUCUUUACCAGUCCACCGGUGGCCUACACAUCUUUGUCAUGGCCUCUGAAGCCAUCUACUUCCUCUUCAUCCUCUAUUACAUGUUUGUCCAGGGAAAGCUGAUGAAGCAGCAGAAAUGGGCUUAUUUCAAAUGUAAAUGGAACCUGCUUGAGUUGUCCAUCAUCAUUCUCAGCUGGAGCGCGUUAUCUGUCUUCAUCAAAAGGACUUUACUGGGGAAGCAGGAUAUGGACUUUUACCAGAAAAACAGAGACCAAUAUGUCAAUUUCCAUGAGACGGCCAAGGCUGAUGCAGUGCUGGGGUAUCUGAUCGCCUUCCUGGUAUUGUUAGCUACAGUCAAACUGUGGCACCUGCUGAGACUGAACCCCAAGCUGCACAUGAUCACAGCCACACUGCAACGAGCCUGGAAUGAUAUUUCAGGCUUCCUGGUGGUCAUCACCAUCAUGUUUCUGGCGUACUCUAUUGCUUCUAACCUGAUGUAUGGCUGGAAGCUGUACUCCUAUCGGACUCUGCUCGAUGCCACACUGACCAUGGUCAGCCUGCAGCUUGGCAUUUUUAACUAUGAAGAGGUUCUGAAUUAUAAUCCAGUGCUUGGUGCUUUCCUCAUCGGUUCCUGCAUUGUGUUCAUGACCUUUGUGGUGCUAAACCUCUUCAUCUCUGUCAUCCUGGUGGCAUUCAGCGAGGAGCAAAUACAUCACAAGCCAUCAGAAGAGGAAGAGAUUGUGGACCUCAUGCUGAUGAAACUCUGCAGUUUGUUUGGACUCAGAUUUAAUAAACAAGGGAGCGACAGUCUGACUGAGAGGCCAGGUGUUCCUUCUGCUUCUAAUAAUCAACUCUCGACAAUAUCUUCUAAAAGUAUUCAUGAGGGCUGAUGCACUAAACAGACAUUCAACAUUAUAAGGCCUCCAGAAUGCUCUGUGUCAGCUGUUGCUUGCCAUAGCUUGCUUAUUUUAUUCAAAUCAUCAUGUUGUUGCUUUGUAGCUGAAUAUUGACCCCUUUUUGCUGAAGACCUAUCACUAUUGUACUGAAACUGAAGCACUGAGAAAAAGUAGGAGCUGAUUAUAAUCUUCAUGUUAUCCACCGAGGAAUUGUAUUUACA
Molecule: messenger RNA, 7667 nt
Organism: Monopterus albus (swamp eel)
Lineage: Eukaryota; Metazoa; Chordata; Actinopteri; Synbranchiformes; Synbranchidae
Product: polycystic kidney disease protein 1-like 2
Exons: 41
Coding region: 1-7440 (2479 amino acids)
Biological process (GO): detection of mechanical stimulus
Cellular component (GO): membrane
Molecular function (GO): carbohydrate binding; protein binding; calcium ion binding
Source: RefSeq, a predicted model, not a curated record